Neoarius graeffei (lesser salmon catfish) is the source of this 4322-nucleotide messenger RNA. RefSeq names its product family with sequence similarity 72 member A (gene fam72a). Bases 475 to 918 code for a protein of 147 amino acids. Lineage: Eukaryota; Metazoa; Chordata; Actinopteri; Siluriformes; Ariidae. Gene Ontology annotation, cellular component: cytosol. The transcript is spliced from 6 exons. The record is from RefSeq and is a predicted model, not a curated record.
CCGCUCCUAAACCGACCCGUAUUACACGGACUCAUUUAUCCUGCACAGCUCGAAUUUAGGCGUGAUUUACACAAGGUGUUAGUUUGGACACAGUGUGCGAGCAGAAUAUGAAUAAAAACAGUCCCGAUGAGGCGAGCUGCAUACGGGGCAGCCGAGUGGCUGCUCACGUGACCGCUUUUAUCCAAUCAGAGCCGCGUAUGCUCGGUUUUGAAAAUGUUUCCGGAAGUGCAUGUUUGUUUAGAUAGCCUAGCUUAUUUCUCUCUAUGAUAUGAUCGCGUUUAGAUCAGCGAUUUGAAGUGUCGAUUUAGUUGAUGCGAAAUUGUCUUUGUUUCCAAACCAAACAAAGAAAAAGAAGAAACUUGUCAGAUUAGUCGUCUGGAAAGCUUUCGGUGAGAUACAUCUUGGUUAAUUAAAUAUCGGAGUCCUAAAUUUAGAACGAAAGCUAGUUAGGGUUUUGGCUGAUCGGGCUGCACGAUGUCCACGUCGAAUUUUAAGAAUAAGUGUGUUGCUCAGGUGAACUGCAUUUACUGCGACAGUCUGCUGUGUACAAGAGGCAUGAAAGCUGUGCUUCUAGCAGAUACAGAAAUCGAGCUGUACUCCACCGACAUGCCUCCAAACAGGACUGUCGAUUUCGUCGCAGGCUGCUAUUCGACAGAAAGCUGUAAAUGCAAAUUAAGAGACAUUGCCUGCCUGAAGUGUGGAAAUGUUGUGGGGUAUCAUGUAGUGGCUCCGUGCAAACCCUGCCUGCUCUCCUGUAACAACGGCCACUUCUGGAUGUUCAACAGUGAAGCUGUUUCCACUAUCAACAGACUGGAUGCGUCAGGAGUGAAUCUGCUCCUGUGGGGAGAUCUACCAGAGCUGGAGGGAAGUGAGGAUGAAAGCACGGACAGCCUUUCAGAAGAGGAAUACCUCAGAUAGAAGGCCAGAGAGGUACCACCCCCUUAAUGAACUCAUUGGGAGACUCGAAAAUCAUCAUUUCAUUUCAACUUCGUUCUGUUGCCGGCUGGAGAGGGGGACACAGACGCAACAGCAUGACGCGGUUUUUUUUUUGGUCUUAUGAUUGCACCCUCAACAGCAGUCUGCUUUUGAAUAUAUUUUUGCUACAGCAUCUAAUUUGACUAUAUUGUGUGUAAAAUACAAACAUUUUUAGUCAUUUAAUUCUUGCCAAUUUCAUGACACAUGAUGCACAGAUAGCUAAAUGACUAAUGAUUAGCUAAAGUUAGAUGUGAAAAUAAGCAAAGUGUCCAAAUAAGCCUGUUAUGCAGUUGUUAAACUGCAGCAAUGUGCUAUAUUUAUUAAUUUAUUUCAUUAUUUAGGGUAUAAACAACAUACUUGAACUGUAACAAAUGUGAGCAACUUUUCUUCCCCUCCCCCCCUCCUCCUGUGAAAGACUCUUAGAAUCCCUUCAAUUAUAAUUGGAUUAUAACCACUUGUAUUUCCUUGCCAUGUCACUCACGUAAUUUGAGUGAAAUUCAUGAAAACGGUUAAAGCUAGACCGCCUUUCAGGUUUUUCAAAUGUAGGUCUUAAAAAGAACUUUACGCAACACCCAAUUAUUUUUGUUUCGUGGACCGAAAGCUACUGAAUUUGAAUCACAGACUUCCAAUUUGAUUAGUCUUUUUUUUUUUUUAAACAGAACAAUUUUAAUGAAUUUAGGGCCACAUGGCCUUAAAUUCUCCACUAUUUUUUCCUGCUUCACCAUGACCCGAUUCAAGAUACUACGUCAUGCAUGACGUGGUGGGCUUUCCUCGUUCACGCAAGGCAUUGUGGGACACGUAUUUGAAACAGGAGAGAACAAUGGAGGAUAUGAGUGUGCGAAUGAAACGUGAAAGACGGACUACAGUAACGGAAAGAAAGCGAAAAGAAAAGACGUUAUGUUAUACGCGAAGGAAAGGAAACGCAGGCCCAGACUAAUAAAUAUCGGUGGUCAGCGAGCACCUCGGUGUGAUCAGUAGGGCUGUAACGAUACACCCAACUCACGAUUCGAUUCGUAUCGCGAUUUUUGACCCAUGAUUCGAUACGCCUACGAUUUUUUUUUAAAUGUUUUUUUUAAAGUAGUAAAUAUGACUUAUUAACAUUUACUUACUUACAUUAACUAUUUAAUAACAAAUAAUUCAGACCACUGCAGAGAAUGAGUAAUAUGUAUGCAAAAAUGAACAAAUGUAUAUCCAAAGAUUGUUUUAUUUCUCAAAAUAAUACUGUUGAGCCGGAAGCUCUGUUUUUUUCGGUUCUGAAAAAGUCAUUUUUCCAAAUCGUGUAAAUCCGUUAAGAUUUUUUUGGGGGGGGUGGCUCUCUCACUGUCUCACUCUCAUAGGGCCAAUGAUUUUCUGUGAUCGCGGAAAACAGAUGGAAAUUACGGAAUUUUUAUGGUGAAACAUUGCUCGCGUGUCAAAAUGUAACUGCCGCAGAAGGCUUCCGCCCAAGCAGACAUGCCUUCAGUGUCGCCAGAUAUUGCUAACGUUUUCCACCCCAAAAUAUGUUCAAAACCAGCCAAAAAGCACCUAAACCUGCCCAAUCUGGCAACACUGCAUGCCUUUCCGGUCAAGUGAUUGUGAUUGGCUUGUGGCACACCUAGCCAGCCAAUGAGCUGCUUGUUUACAGAUUCGCUCCCCGCGUCGCAACCAGAAUGGCGACCGCUUAAAAGAAAUGAAUGCUCUGCCAGUGGCGAGUGUGGACGUUGCGUGACUCGCAGAAGAUUGUCGCAGGUCGGCGAAAAAACGACUUACUAAUAGAUAUAAAAAAAUAAAAGUAAUUUAAGUAAGUUUAAAAUGUAAUUUAAAUAAAAAGUAAAGUAUUCAUAAAUUGAAGUUUGGAAGCACCUCUGUUUUUGGGCUGAGGAGAAGUUUGAAAGGGUGUACCGCGAUUCUGCCUUCUUGUAUCGCGAUACGGAUCGUGGCUCUGCGUAUCGCGAUUUCGAUUUGCAUAUCGUUACAGCCCUAGUGAUCAGCUGUUCGUUUAGUGACCGAAUGAUGUAAAGGUAAACUUGCGCAUGCGCACACGGACUUCCUCUGUCUGCCUGACUGCGCGAAGCUAGCGAUUUCAUGCACUUUUUUUUUUUUUUUGCUAGAGAAUCCCCUCAAAUUAAAUAACUUCCCAGCCACAGAAUAACCUGUUUUUUGAGAUAUUGCAGAAAUAAACGUAUAGCACAAUGACCAAAUUUCAGAGGGAACUAAAUUUCACCGGCUUUAUGAAACCGAAAGGCCGUCUCGCUUUAAAUAAAAGUAGGAAUGUCCCAGAUGUUAACCUGAGACUGGAUGGAAUGUGUUUAAACGCGUACAAGGGAUAGUUUUGGUCUUUUAUUUUGUACCAGUUUUUAUUUCUAACAUUGUUUGGAAAGUCUUCGGUGAAAGUAGAGUAGCACAAGUUCAUAACAGAUGAGCAUAAAUACGAAUUUCUUUUGCAGUGAACGACUCCGCUUGCUUUCAAAGCUUGCCUGGUUGCAACGUUUGUAUUAUAAUGGCGGUGUACGAUAUCUAAACUACUUCAAGUUCGACAGUCAUUGCUGAUAUUCAGAAUAAGCAGUCUUACGAUGCACGUGUAAAAAAAAAAAAAACAUGCACUGAAAUACAAUUUGGUAAUAGCAUUAUUUACACUGUAAGGUAACUGCUUUUUUUUUAUGUGCUCAAAAAGAGAAUUCAGAUUUUAAAAUGUAGCAUAGCGACCAUGCAUGGUUUCUGCACAGCAGCUUUUCUGCUUCGCACAUUCCUGUUUGACAGAAUUGAAUCAAUCCACUUAGCGUUCUCGUUUUGUGAUUAUUUUCCUGGGAACAAUUAUUGAACUGACGAAUAGGAAGACGAAGAAUUACUGUACUCUUCCGUCCUAUAUGACGUGUGAAAAUAUUGCAUUCAAUUUUGCAAAAAUGACUUGAAUCUUAUUAUUAUUUAUUAGUAAUUUCUUUGCUGUUCAGUGUGAAGGCACACACUUUCUUAAAGUGUUAAGAUAUUAACAUGUAAUUCUGGUCAGAAUAGGUACAAAUGUGUCCAAAAAAAAAACACCACACACAUAAUCAGACCUAUUAUUGGCUUGUUGAAGGGUUUUACUUCCAGCUUUGGCGAUUUGCAUUAAGAAGACUUGACCAAAAUACAACGGUAGAAAUAUUAUUUUUAACUUAUUAACAGAAAUGGUUUAUUUUCUGUAAUUUAUCAACAUUGUGAAUGUAUAUAUUUAUGAACAGACAUGAGACUGUAUUUAUACUUGGAUAAUUUCUCUUGCAUCAUCUGAUGACUGAAAGGAAGUUUGUAAUUCUUUGACUUUGCACUGUAAAGGUGUUGCUGGGUUGUUUUGUAUGCUUGCUGUCUUGAUAUUAAACGUUUUUAACGUGGAA